Meloidogyne enterolobii is the source of this 698-nucleotide messenger RNA. NCBI's taxonomy places the organism in Eukaryota, Metazoa, Nematoda, Chromadorea, Rhabditida, Meloidogynidae. The record is from the annotation of a GenBank genome assembly.
UUUUCUAUUCAUUUUUGAGGUUAUUGAUGCGUUGUCCUUGUUAAAUUUGAAUGGCGAUUGCAACUUUAUCUUCAAUAAAUACCAAAAAUGGACAAAAGAGACAACCAGAUCCCAGGAGUUUUACUAGAAUGUUGGAGGAAUUGAAAGAGUGUCAAUGGUAUUGGGGAUCAAUUUCGCCAUCAACUGCCACAAAAUUACUCAAAGGCUCUCAACCUGGGACAUUUCUAGUUCGAGAUUCUCGUUCUGACAAUUCAAUUUUUUCUUUUUCCUACUCAACAAACAACGGAAUUUAUCAUACAAGAAUCAACUGUUUCAAUGGGCGUUUUUGUCUAGGAGGCCCGCGUUCUUUAAUUGGAACUGAAUCUUUACCUCAAUUUAUCAAUGAUAUAAUUGCGAAUUGUUCUCCAGCUGUUAAAGACGCUUCUGAAUUUUUACCUGAAGUUGGGGAUGAAAAUGAAUUGAAUAGUAGGCCUUUGAGAGUUUUAAUGCAUCCUCCUUUGCAUACAAAUCCAGUUUCUCAGCAAGUUGAUAUUCGUUAUCCUCUAUGUAGAGAUCAAUUCGUUCCUUCACUUAAAGGUGCUUGCCGCUUCUCAAUUCGAAAGCAAAUAACGGACACUUCCAAAAUUCAACAAUUGCCUUUGCCAAAAAAAUUAAAGCAAUACUUGAUGUCAUCUGAUUAUUUUAUUUGUUUCUCCUGA